CUCUCUCUCUGAUCUUCAAAUGGAGCUAUGCCUUUGUGUUCUCCUCCGAAAGCACCCACUCCCCUUUCCCAAAAUAUGCAACCAAAAAACACAUUAAAUUUCUUGUUCUUUCUUCAAUUAUGUUCCACUAUCUGAGAUCAAGUUGUGAGAGUUGAGAAAGAGAGAGAUGGGUCGAGGGAAGAUCGAGAUCAAGCGGAUCGAGAACUCGACGAAUCGGCAGGUGACCUUCUCGAAGAGGCGAAACGGGAUCAUCAAGAAGGCGAGGGAGAUCAGCGUCCUCUGCGAGGCCCAGGUUUCUGUCCUCAUCUUCUCCAGCUCCGGCAAGAUCUCUGAUUACUGUAGUGCUAACACCUCGUUCUCAAGGAUUUUGGAGAGGUACCAGCAGAAUUGUGGGAAGAAGCUUUGGGAUGCUAACCAUGAGAGUCUAAGUGCCCAGAUUGACCGAAUUAAGAAAGAGAAUGAUAACAUGCAAAUUAAGCUAAGGCAUUUAAAAGGGGAGGAUUUGAACCCUUUGACACCAAAGGAACUGAUUCCAAUAGAGGAUGUCCUGCAGAAUGGACUUGAUAGUGUCCGAGAUAAACAGAUGAACUACUUGAAGAUGCUGAAAAAGAAUGAAAGACUGCUGGAGGAUGAGCAAAAGAGAUUGACUUAUAUCCUGCACCAUCAGCAACUAGCAAUGGAGGAGAAUGUCAGGGAUCUGGAUCUUGGCUUUCAUCAGAAAAACGGUGCAUUUGCUACUCAUAUGCCAAUGGCCUUUCGUGUUCAGCCAUUCCAGCCAAAUCUACAGGAGAACAAAUAGUAAAUGCAUUCAUCUUUAUCAGUAUUUCUCUCUAUUGGCAUGUAUGAUACCUAUAAGAUACUAUUAUGGGGUUGAUUGAGCUUGAUAAAAAGGACGUAUUGUGUGCUCAUGAACUUAUUUGACUUGGCUGGAAGUGUUAGUAUGAUGACAACACAUUUUUAUUUUGCUAUAUUGUCUUUAUUAGCAUCAUUUUCGCUGAGAUUGAACUUUACAUGAAAAUGCAGUUAUGGUUUCAAUGC
Asparagus officinalis (garden asparagus) is the source of this 1038-nucleotide messenger RNA. RefSeq names its product MADS-box transcription factor 2-like. Lineage: Eukaryota; Viridiplantae; Streptophyta; Magnoliopsida; Asparagales; Asparagaceae. The transcript is spliced from 7 exons. Bases 167 to 799 code for a protein of 210 amino acids. Gene Ontology annotation, biological process: positive regulation of transcription by RNA polymerase II. Gene Ontology annotation, molecular function: protein dimerization activity; DNA-binding transcription factor activity, RNA polymerase II-specific; RNA polymerase II cis-regulatory region sequence-specific DNA binding. Gene Ontology annotation, cellular component: nucleus. The record is from RefSeq and is a predicted model, not a curated record.